UCGCGUUUGGAUUUUAGGCGCCAUUUUCGAGUGGUGAAGCCGGAGCCGCCGGAGCGCCGGAGCAGGCGGGGAGGAGCGGGCAGCGAAGCCGAGCCUCGGGGCAGCCGCCGUCAUGCCGCCCCGCAAGAGGACCAAGCCGUCCACGGCCCAGCAGCCGCCGCCCGACGAGCCGGACGGGCCGGAGCCGGAGCCGGAGGCCGAGCGGCCGCCGCAGGAUGACCCCGCCGCGCCCGGGGCCCCGGCCGCAGAGCCCCCCGAGCCCGAGCCGGACCUGCGCAGCCUGGAGGAGAUCCUGGGCGGCAUCCCCCCGCCGCCGCCCCCGGCCAUGACCAACGAGGCGGGGGCGCCGCGCCUCAUGAUCACGCACAUCGUGAACCUCAACUUCAAGUCGUACGCGGGCCGCAAGCUGCUGGGGCCCUUCCACAAGCGCUUCUCGUGCAUCAUCGGCCCCAAUGGCAGCGGCAAGUCCAACGUCAUUGACUCGAUGCUCUUCGUGUUCGGCUACCGAGCCCAGAAGAUCCGCUCCAAGAAGCUGUCGGUGCUGAUCCACAACUCGGACGAGCACCGGGACCUGGAGAGCUGCACCGUGGAGGUGCACUUCCAGAAGAUCAUCGACCAGGAAGAGGAGGACUAUGAAGUGGUUCCUAACAGCAAUUUCUAUGUAUCUCGAACUGCCUAUAGAGAUAACACUUCCGUGUACCACAUAAGUGGCAAGAAAAAAACCUUCAAGGACGUGGGCAAUCUGCUCCGCAGCCACGGGAUCGACCUGGACCACAACCGAUUCCUGAUCCUGCAGGGUGAAGUUGAACAGAUUGCUAUGAUGAAACCAAAAGGCCAGACUGAACAUGAUGAGGGUAUGCUUGAAUAUUUAGAAGAUAUAAUAGGAUGUGGACGGCUAAAAGAACCUAUUCAAGUCUUGUGUCGAAGAGUUGAAAUAUUAAAUGACCAAAGAGGAGAGAAGUUAAACAGAGUUAAAAUGGUAGAGAAAGAAAAGGAUGCCUUAGAAGGAGAGAAAGAUACAGCCAUCAAAUUUCUCACUCUGGAAAAUGAAGUGUUCAAGAAAAAGAAUCACGUCUGUCAAUAUUACAUUUAUGAUUUUCAGAAACGAAUUGCUGAAAUGGAAACUCAGAAGGAAAAAAUUCACGAAGAUACAAAAGAUAUUAACAAGAAAAGCAAUAAACUAGCAGAUGAAAUGAAAGCCAAGACUAAAGCUUUAAAAGAUGUUGAAAAGAAACUCAAUAAAGUUACAAAAUUUAUUGAGGAAAACAAAGAGAAAUUUACACAGCUGGAUUUGGAAGAUGUUCAAGUUAGGGAAAAAAUGAAACAUGCUAAAAAUAAAGCUAAGAAACUUGAGAAGCAGCUCCAAAAAGAUAAAGAAAAGGUUGAGGAAUUUAAAGGUGUACCUGCCAGCAGUGAAAAGGUAAUCACUGAAACAACAGCUAAAAAGAGUAUUCUGGAAAAGGAAAAGGAGAAAGAGGAUGAAAAAUUAAAGCAAGUUAUGGAUAGCCUUAAACAGGAAACAAAGGAACUUCAGGAGGAAAAAGAGAGCCAAGAAAAAGAACUCAUGGAAUUUAGUAAAAUUGUAAAUGAAGCUCGAUCCAAGAUGGAUGUUGCCCAAUCUGAACUUGAUAUCUACCUCAGUCACCAUAAUACUGCUGUGUCUCAAUUAAGUGAGGCCAAAAAAGCCUUAACUACAGCUUCUGAGACUUUGAAAGAAAGGAAAGCUGCCAUUAGAAAUCUUGAAAUUAAAUUACCUCCUGCUGAACGGGACCUAAAGGAGAAAGAAAUUGAACUUCAAAGACUGACAAAAGAAGCAACAUAUAUUGAAAAUUCGGUUCGGGAUCUUCUUCAAAAAGUUGAAGAAGCAAAAAGUUCUUUUGCAACAAAUCACAGUCGAGGAAAAGUUCUUAAUGCAUUGAUUCAGCAGAAAAAAUCUGGCAAAAUUCCAGGAAUAUAUGGAAGAUUGGGAGACUUGGGAGCCAUUGAUGAAAAAUAUGACAUUGCCAUUUCAUCUUGUUGUGGCGCUCUGGACUACAUUGUUGUUGACACUAUUGAUACAGCCCAAAUCUGUGUGAACUUCCUGAAGAAACAAAAUAUUGGGGUGGCAACAUUUAUUGGGUUAGAUAAGAUUAAAGUUUUAGAAAAAAAUAUGAACCCAAUCCAAACUCCUGAAAACACACCUCGCUUAUUUGAUUUAGUCAAAGUAAAAGACGAGAAGAUUCGGCGAGCCUUUUACUUUGCUUUACAUGAUACUUUGGUAGCUAACAAUUUGGACCAAGCAACAAGAGUGGCCUUUCAGAAAGAUAAGAGAUGGAGAGUUGUGACAUUACAGGGACAAAUCAUAGAACAAUCAGGUACAAUGACUGGUGGUGGAAGCAAACCAAUGAAAGGCAGAAUGGGUUCCUCACUUGUCGUUGAAGUCUCUGAAGAAGAGGUAUCCCAGAUGGAAUCCAGAUUGCAGAAGGACUCCCAAAAAGCUGUUCAAAUCCAAGAACGCAAAGCACAGCUUGAAGAAGAAGUAAUUAAACUGCGUCACAGUGUGCAAGAGAUGAGAAACACAUUGGAAAAGUUUGCUGCAAGCAUCCAGAGUUUAUCAGAACAAGAAAAAUACUUGAAUGUUCAAGUGAAAGAGCUUGAAGUCAAUGUCCGUGAUACUGUUCCUGACAAGAAAAAGCAGAAAUUGCUAGAAACAAAUAUAAGUAUUUUCAAGAAAGAGUAUGAGCAUGUUGCUGAGAAGGCUGGCAAGGUCGAAGCCAAAGUCAAAAGGCUGCAUAAUUUAAUUGUGGAGAUCAAUAAUCAUAAGCUUAAAGCCCAGCAAGACAAACUUGACAAGAUCAACCAACAGUUGGAUCAAUGCGCAUCUGCUAUCACAAAAGCCCAAGUAGCAGUAAAGACAGCAGACAGAAAUCUUAGAAAAGCACAAGACUCUGUCCUUCGCACAGAGAAAGAAAUCAAGGAUAAUGAGAAGGAAGUGGAAGACCUAUCCGACAAGCUAAAAAACCUGGAAGAGAAGGCGACUGAGGUCAUGAAGAAUUCCAAGGAAGCCGGGGAGUCCUUACCCGAGAUCCAGAAGGAGCAUCACGACCUGCUUCAAGAAAUAAAAGCAAUUAAAGAAAACGAACAUGCCCUUCAAAAUGAUGCACUGAGUAUUAAGCUAAAACUCGAACAGCUAGACAGCCACAUUGCUGAAUAUCAUUCUAAAGUCAAAUACUGGCAGAAGGAGAUUGCAAGAAUAUCAUUGCAUCCAAUAGAAGAUACUCCAGUUGAAGAGAUUUCUGUUCUAAGCCAAGAGGAUUUGGAAGCAAUACAGAAUCCUGAUUCUCUGACGAAUCAAAUUGCUCUUCUAGAAGCCCAGUGUCAUGAGAUGAAACCAAACCUUGGCUCCAUUGCAGAAUAUAGAAAGAAGGAAGAGCUAUACCUGCAGCGGGUGGCAGAGCUGGACAAGAUCACCACCGAAAGGGAGCGCUUUAGACAGGCCUACGAAGACUUGCGGAAGCAGAGGCUGAAUGAGUUCAUGGCAGGCUUUAACAUCAUCACCAACAAGCUGAAGGAGAAUUAUCAGAUGCUGACUCUGGGAGGUGAUGCCGAAUUGGAGCUGGUUGACAGCUUGGACCCCUUCUCUGAGGGAAUCAUGUUUAGUGUCCGACCGCCCAAAAAAAGUUGGAAGAAGAUCUUCAAUCUUUCAGGAGGAGAGAAAACACUCAGUUCUCUGGCUCUGGUCUUUGCUCUCCAUCAUUAUAAGCCCACACCCCUUUAUUUCAUGGAUGAAAUUGAUGCAGCCCUUGAUUUUAAGAAUGUGUCCAUUGUGGCAUUUUACAUAUAUGAACAAACGAAAAAUGCCCAGUUUAUAAUCAUUUCACUUCGAAAUAACAUGUUUGAGAUUGCCGAUAGGCUCAUUGGAAUUUACAAGACCCACAACAUAACCAAAAGUGUUGCAAUAAAUCCCAAAGUCAUCGCGUCUAAAGGACUUUGCUGAACCUUAGCCUGUUGUGACAGCCUGCCAUGGCUAUGGGAGCUCCCCUUUUUAGAAAGCCACAGCAAACGUGCCCUCUCUGGUCACCCAAACGAAACCAGCUGGAGUGGAAUGGGGAAGGCCAUGUCAUUCCAUAAAGAACCUGUAAUGGAGUUCUCUGCUGUUAGUGUUGUUGAGACAAUGGGAACCUUCCCCGGGUGGCCUCUAAGGGCAGCCAUCCCAGAAGCCAUUGGUGAAGGGCUCGUUGACCCGCCUGCAUUUUUGGAAGAGCGCCAAAAGAAAUGGCAAUGAGUUGGCUCAAGUAGCAGCAAAGAUGCCAGGGUGGGCACAGUCAGGGCAGAUGCUGGCCUAACACUUGAAGGUGUGUCCGUGCAUCAUCCUCGGAUGCUGAUACCAACCUUGUUCUAGCCUGCCUGAGGGAUGAAGAAGCAGGCCAAGGACUGGCCAAUGGUGCUUCUGGAGUUCGAGCCAAGCUCUCCUCCUAACUCUCAGAGCCUUUCCCAUAGUGCCUCACAAAUAAAAGCCCAGCAGAAGAAAAGCAGUGUUGCCAGGACUCAAUAGUUGUGAUGAAGUUUGUCUCGGUCAGACAGUUAAUGGCUUUCAAGAUGCCCAUGCUGGAUUGGGAAGGUUGGAGGGUUUGGGUCAUGUGGAGCACCACCUUGAUUUGUUCAGCUUGACCCCAGAGCAGCAGCAGCAGGAGGGGCGGCUUGGGCCUCAAGGCCAGGAGAACCUGUCUACCAUGCCUGCUCCUGCUCCAAGCUGUUCUCUUGCCCUGUGUCUUGGAUGGACAGUUUGCUGACCUGCCCUGCUAAAGGGGGCUUCCUCACCCCAGGGUGAGCUCGACGAGUGGUCGUCUUCACACCAAGGCAGGGGACCAGCGCUGUGCUGUCUUGUGGACUGUACUUUUGCUGCCAUUCCUCUUCCUCUUGGGUUCUAUACAGUCAUCUUUUCCUUCUGGGCCAAGUGCUCAUGGUCAUUCACCAGCUUCCAAGACAUUGCCUCUUCUUUUUCCUUUGUCAUGAACUAGACCCCAGCUUCUUCAACUAAAUGUGGGGUUUGUGGAAAACUUGGCAAUACUAAUGGGUUACAUCCAGCUAUUUUACAGACCCAUAUACCCGGGGUCGUGAGUGGACAAAGUCUAAGCACCCUGGGCCUAGACCAACAAACAUUUACAAGUGCCAGAAAACAGAUUCUAUAGGAAACCAUUUGUUGUGGUUUAUUUUUUUUUUAAAGAAAUCUAACAUGUUUGUACCAAUGUUACUGUGCCUGUCUUUCUGUCCUCUUCCAGAUUUAUAUGGUUUUUAAGGUAGUGUUCAUUUAUAGAAGCAUAUUCCAUCUAUUUCAGCUUAUAAAAAUAAGGAAAUUACUGUUUUGAUUUAAUAAAUUCCGUUCUCUGAAUUACCCAACAUGCCAAUGAUUAAAAAGUCUUACCUA
Molecule: messenger RNA, 5407 nt
Organism: Dromiciops gliroides (monito del monte)
Lineage: Eukaryota; Metazoa; Chordata; Mammalia; Microbiotheria; Microbiotheriidae
Gene: SMC4
Product: structural maintenance of chromosomes 4
Exons: 26
Coding region: 113-3976 (1287 amino acids)
Biological process (GO): mitotic chromosome condensation
Cellular component (GO): chromosome
Molecular function (GO): ATP hydrolysis activity; ATP binding; protein binding
Source: RefSeq, a predicted model, not a curated record